Messenger RNA from Lentinula edodes (shiitake mushroom), 566 nucleotides. RefSeq lists its product as uncharacterized. Lineage: Eukaryota; Fungi; Basidiomycota; Agaricomycetes; Agaricales; Omphalotaceae. The coding region runs from base 60 to 464 and encodes 134 amino acids. The record is from RefSeq and is a predicted model, not a curated record. The transcript is spliced from 4 exons.
GCGAGAUGACAUUCAAUAAUACUUGUACAUGUAUGUUUCCGUGAUACCAUUCAUACAGCAUGAAAUUUGCAAAAUACCUUCAGCAAACCCAGACACCGGAGUGGAAAAGGGCAUACAUCGACUACCGAGGUCUCAAGAAGAAGAUUCAUAAAGAAACGAGUCGAACCAGCUCUGAUUCCAGAUUACAACUCCCUCAAGAACCUGAAAAUAUUUCUGACGAACUUGGAGAUGAUAUUCUGUCCACAUCGCGCUUUCGCCAUGAUGCUGGAAUGGGCCUUGGUGAACUUCCGGUGCGGAGGAAAUCAUUUUCCACCAGAAACACGGCAUCACAGACCUCUCUGCCUGAAGCCCAUCAGUCCGCUCAUCAAAGAUCGUCGUCAAACCAGCUGAGUCGGACAAUGAGCGGGACAAAGAAACCGAAGAGCCAAAAGAGUAAAGGACUACUGGCUCGAGGUACGCCGUAAUUAUUUGUUUGAAUUUUGGUCUUGUCUUCUGACGAACUUUCAAAGCUAAUACUACACUUCGAAGUCCACCACAUCCAUUCUCAGGGUCGAUACCUCUACAUG